UGGUGGCAGGGCUUAGAGCAAGACAUUACAAGCAGAAUAUCAGCAGGUUCCAGAUAUACAGUUUCUGCUUGUGUUGGAGCCUCUGAAAAUAUGUUUCCAAGGAGAGUUGGGGCAUGCUGGAAGGUUCAUUUUCCUUGUCAACAGUGCCUAAUGAAGUUAUAUUUUAUCUUGAGGGACCUCCACCUGGGGUUCAGCUUCUUAUCAAAUCAGUAGUGAUGUUAUGUUUCAGUUCUACUGCUUCUAAUGAAUCCAAGGAGAAAAUGGAGAAGGCACCAAUGAUCACUGCCAACAAUUACUUUGAUUCUCAGAUGUGAACGUGGCUUUGCUAGUUUCUAAUUCUUGAAUAUGUUAAAAAAUUUCUGAAUUCAAGGGGUUAUGGAAGCGGUUAUGUCAGUACAAACUAGAAUUUUCUUGGCACUAGCCAUAAGCUGAAUAUUAAAAUACGAUAAGUUUUUCUUACAAAUCCUGAGGAAAAUGAAAUCACUCAGUGUCCAUGGAAAAUUAAAACUGUAAGCAUGGCAGUUGUUUUAUAACUUGUUAGGAAACCCUAGCAGUGUAAGUGUUUGUGAGGAAGAAGUGGAUUGGGAGAAACAAAGAAGCUUCACAUGCAUGCAAUGCUUCCUGAAUUGUUUAGGUGUAGGGUGAGAAUGGUGGUAUACACAGCUUUCCCCUAGCAUAUUUACUAAAGACCUGUUUCCAUGCCUCAAACCUGUGGUCUACAUGUCACUAUAAGAGCAACUCUACUAUUGCACCAAAAGUUGCCGUCAAAAGUAGAUAAGCUUUUGGUAAAAAUCCUCCAUACUUGUAUCUUGUGUAAUUUGAUAUGAAGUAGGAGCAAUUUUUAUUUUUAUUUUGCGUCUGACAUUGUACUAUGGCUCAGUUAGAAGUUCUUCUUGAGCAUCAACUCUGCACCUUCUGAAGCAAUUGAAACUGUUAAAUACUACCUGAUCAUAAUUAGAGUUUGCUGCUGUCGGGUUUUUUUCAUGCUCAUCAAUCAUACAUGUAAUAUUUCCUGUCAGAGUUCAAAGAAAGAUGGGAAAGAUGCUGGGAACAUCAUCCUUAACCAUGACUUUUCAUAUGGGUUGUACUUGUGGCACCGAAAUUGCUGUGAUGCUUUUGUGGUUCCAGCAGGUUACCAUGAAGGAUUAGCAGCUGCUAUUGUAACAAAUCGUAAAGAAUGUUGGCAUGGUUUGGAGCAAGACAUUACAAGCAGAGUAUCAGCAGGUUGCACUUAUACAGUUUCUGCUUGUAUUGGAGCCUCCGGUACUUUACAAAAUUCUGUUGAAGUCCUCGCCACGUUAAAACUAGUGUAUCAAAAUUCAGAAACAUGCUAUCUAUUCAUUGCAAAAAAAUCUGCUUUGAAGGAGUGUUGGGAGAUAUUAGAAGGUUCAUUUUCUCUGUCAACUAUGCCUGAUCAAGUUAUAUUCUAUCUCCAGGGACCUCCAUCUGGAACUGACCUACUCAUAAAGUCAGUAGUGAUCUCAUGUCCCAGUUCUACUGCUUGCGAUAGUUCUGGCGCAUGAUCCGUUUGUACUGUUGAUAGUAAACCCUCAAUUUGAUGAUGUCCUCAAAUGAUAACAUCAUCCGUUUCUAUUUCAUUUUUCAUCUCUUUUAAGAUGCUGAUUUUGGUGUUAAUAUAAUCACAAAUGCUAGUCUAAAUGAUGACACA
Solanum dulcamara is the source of this 1669-nucleotide messenger RNA. RefSeq names its product endo-1,4-beta-xylanase 1-like. Gene Ontology annotation, biological process: carbohydrate metabolic process. The transcript is spliced from 5 exons. Lineage: Eukaryota; Viridiplantae; Streptophyta; Magnoliopsida; Solanales; Solanaceae. Gene Ontology annotation, molecular function: hydrolase activity, hydrolyzing O-glycosyl compounds. The record is from RefSeq and is a predicted model, not a curated record. The coding region runs from base 984 to 1523 and encodes 179 amino acids.